Equus quagga is the source of this 2601-nucleotide messenger RNA. RefSeq names its product SMYD family member 5 (gene SMYD5). Gene Ontology annotation, molecular function: histone H4K20 methyltransferase activity; protein binding. The record is from RefSeq and is a predicted model, not a curated record. The transcript is spliced from 13 exons. The coding region runs from base 223 to 1284 and encodes 353 amino acids. Lineage: Eukaryota; Metazoa; Chordata; Mammalia; Perissodactyla; Equidae.
AUUUGUGAGCAGCGCCAAGGGAAAGGGGCUGUUUGCUACCCAGCUGAUCCAGAAGGGGGAGACCAUCUUCGUAGAACGGCCCCUGGUGGCUGCACAGUUUCUGUGGAAUGCACUUUAUCGCUACCGAGACUUCCAAAAUGUUUAUUGAGCACUCACUAUGUGCCAGGCACUAUUCCACUGCUGUAAAAGGAUAAACGUGGCCGUCUCUCAAGCCACAUUGUCAUGUCUCCCUCAGCCUGUGACCACUGCCUUCGGGCACUGGAGAAGGCAGAGGAGAAUGCUCAGAGGCUGACCGGGAAGCCAGGCCAGGUUCUGCCUCACCCCGAGCUGUGCACUGUGCGCAAGGACCUCCACCAGAGCUGUCCCCACUGCCAGGUGAUGUACUGCAGCACAGAAUGUCGGGUGGCAGCUGCUGAGCAGUACCAUCAGGUCCUGUGCCCAGGCCCCUCCCAGGAUGACCCCCUGCAUCCUCUCAAUAAGCUGCAGGAGGCAUGGAGGAGUGUUCACUACCCUCCUGAGACUGCAAGCAUCAUGUUAAUGGCCCGAAUGGUGGCCACAGUGAAGCAGGCUAAGGAUAAGGAUCGUUGGAUCAGGCUCUUCUCCCAGUUCUGUAAUAAAACAGCCAAUGAGGAGGAAGAAAUUGUCCACAAACUCCUUGGGGACAAAUUCAAGGGCCAGCUGGAACUUCUGCGGAGACUCUUCACAGAGGCCCUUUAUGAGGAAGCACUCAGCCAGUGGUUCACUCCUGAUGGAUUCCGGUCUCUCUUUGCUCUUGUUGGGACCAAUGGCCAAGGAAUUGGGACCAGCUCCCUGAGCCAGUGGGUCCAUGCCUGUGACGCUCUGGAGCUGAAGCCUCAGGACCGCGAGCAGCUGGAUGCCUUCAUUGACCAGCUGUACAAGGACAUCGAGGCAGCAACUGGCGAGUUCCUUAACUGUGAAGGAUCUGGCCUCUUUGUGCUUCAGAGCUGCUGCAACCACAGCUGUGUCCCUAAUGCAGAGACCUCCUUCCCAGAAAACAACUUCCUUUUGCAUGUCACUGCCCUGGAGGACAUUAAGCCAGGAGAGGAAAUCUGUAUCAGCUACUUAGACUGCUGUCAGCGGGAGCGCAGCCGUCACAGCCGCCACAAGAUCCUCAGGGAGAACUAUCUGUUUGUCUGUUCCUGCCCCAAAUGCCUGGCAGAGGCUGAUGAACCCAAUGUGACCUCAGAGGAGGAGGAGGACGAAGAGGAGGAGGAAGGAGAGCCAGAAGAUGCAGAGCUGGGGGAUGAGAUGACUGAUGUAUGAUGUUCCCCUGCCUGGAAAGGGCUCUACCCCAGACCCUGCCGGAAAAGGGGGCCUUCCCCCAGAGAAGAGGCUUGGAAGGAACUCCCCACUCCUGUUGCCUGCUUUCCCCCCAUUCCAGCUGUUUCUGCCAGAGGGUAGGACAGAGACUGGAUCCUAGGCCCUCCACCCCUCACCAGGCCCCAUGCCCUGGACACUGCUGCUGAGUGGCUUAGGCUCUGUGCUGUCACUGAGCCUCUCAGAACUGGCCUUCCCCUUCUCCUCCACUCCAGGGUGUGAGCGGCUGGAACCAAGGUCAGGGUCUAACAAUGUUUCUUCCCCUUGCCCCCAUGGCCAUGCUUACCCACCCACCUGAGGCUUCACCCCUCUCCACUUGCUAUGGAAGGAUAACAAAGUGGCAAUCUGAGAACAGCCUGACUUCACUGAAGAAGAAAGGAGGUGGGGUGAAAUGCCCUCACCUUCUUCCCCUCCUCCCUCCAUUGUAGCUGAUAAGGCCACUUUCUGACCACUAGCACACCUGGAAGAGGCAGGAAGGGGGACAGGGCCUCCAGAGCACCUUCACUAAGCCUCUCUGCCAGGGAAUACGGAACCAGGGGGAUUACCUCCCUCUCCCCACCUCACCACCCCCAGCAUUUGGACACCUAGGGGAGUGGAGAUUAACCCCUUCCCCAGACUCCAGAAUCUCUGUACUUUGUGCCUUGUCCCUCAGGCCCUGGCACAGUGGCUGGCCCCGUGGGGUAUGGAAGAGGCCUCUGCCUCCCUCAGGAGGGGCAUGUGGGGGACCAUCACCUCUUCCUCACACCCUCUCCUGUUGAGGACUCUAGCAGCAUGGCUGAGACCUGGCGGAUGACAGACCUGUGCUCCUUAAUGUGGGAUGCUCUAGAGUCUUCCCUGGGACCGGUUUAACAUGGGUCAGUGAGGGGCUCUCCUGGCCUCAGUCUCCAUCUUUAGGGUCUCCACAGAGGAAUGUUGAAGUCUUCCAGAAACCUCGACGAGCUGGGCUAGAUACUCUGAGAUUAGCCCUGACUUUGUCCCCCUCCCCCAGAUAAGCACGACCCCUCACUCUUGGGUUGGAUGCUGUGGGAGUUAUAACCCAUCACUCGCAAUUCCUUCCCGCCUACCUUCCCUGAGGGGCCUGCUGUGUCCCUCUGCUGAGGGCUCCCCGGGAGGGCAGGUGCUUACCCCACAGGCCCUUUCCUGGAUCUAGAGCCAGGUGGAGCAUGCCUGUCUGGCCUGUUGGGUUCUUACUCCUUCACACCUCUCACCAGCACCCCUCCCACCCCUGCCUGCCCACUGUUCUCAAUAAAAUGUGAGUGGUGA